GCAGCUUGCAAAGGCGCGGCGCUUCAGUGUGUGUGUGUGAGUGUGUGUUAUCCAAAUCGAUACACGCUUUCAGCAGGUGGCAAUGAAGCGACGGGUUUCUUUGUACUAAAUCCUAGCAACCCGCCCAGGAUAGAAUGAUGUGCUGCCAGUGGAAGUUUCCCAAAAUGUAGCGAACGGGUUGCUUGUUUUUGCAUCGAGUACUGCCACCGUCUACGGUCGAAGGGGCUCCGGUAGUGUAACGCGUUGGUCGGGAUGGAUUUAGCGGCGACUGUGGCCAACAUUUUCGAUGGCGACUGUACGGUUGCCAUCGGCGGUGGUAAGAAGACGGGUGAGCAGGAGCGCCAGUUUGUGCUGUCCGAGUUCAUCGCUGAAAUUGGCUUGUGGCUGGAUGAAAAGCUUAAUGAUCACCCGUUCGAUCCACACCCAUCGAAUGCUGGCCCGGUCGAGGGACGGCUCGGUCCCCAGAGGACCGUGUUCGACGUGACGGAGGAGGGUUUCGACACUAACUUGCUGAUUUCCAAGGACAAGUUGACGCUUCAAUCGCAAAAUGCUUUCUCCACGGUUAAAGCAAACUGUUGUGUGUACAGUGGCCGUUGGAUGUAUGAGGUUCAACUACGCUCGAAAGGCGUCAUGCAGAUUGGCUGGUGCUCGGCACACUGUAAAUUCACGCAGGACACGGGCGUCGGUGAUACUCGGUAUAGCUACGGAUUGGACGGUAGCAAGCAGCGGAUCUGGCACGUCUACACCCAAAAGUAUGGUCCAUUCUGGCGGUCGGGCGAUAUCUUCGGCGUCUGUGUGGAUAUGGACGCCGGACGCAUCGAAUACUAUCGCAAUGGCGCUCCACUCGGCGAAGCAUUCAAGGACAUUGAGCGUGGUCCCGGAUUGGCCCUGUAUCCGGCAGUGUCGCUGGCGUUUAACGACAGCCUAACGGCAAACUUUGGUGGAUCUCCGUUCAAGCAUCCGGUGGAGCGGUACAAACCCCUCCAGGAAGCACCGGCCGUGGCACUCUAUCAGGCGGACUGCCUCUUGAAAUAUCUGGUCAAUCUUUCCGGUGCCAUCUCGCAGCAUGCACGCGUCUCCAACGGUAGCCAAAAGACGUCACACAGUGGGCUAGUAACGCCGGAAUCGAUGUACAUGCUACUAGCCGCUUGCCUCAUUGAACGGAUCGCCCCACUACUUGGCAACUCGUACGUGGUGGAGGACAAAGUGUUCAGCUACAUCCGAGGGAUGUGUGUGCUGCGCAGCAAUAGCCACGGCAGCAAAAAUGAAGCCCCCACGCAGCCAGGGGCACCGGAAAGCACGCUCGGCACGUUUCUCACUCUGCUGUGGACGUACCUGGAGCUGGAGGAGAUGAAGCUGUUCCUCAAGAAGCUGCUCAACUAUCUCGCCAACACGUACAAGGAAACGCCCGUCGACCUGGAGUACGAGAAGCAGCGCAAAAUCAUCGUCAUCCUGACGUGCGUGUGCAACCAUCCGGCCACGCGCAAGUAUCUGCUCGAGUACAAGUUUUUCAAGAAAAACUGUCUGCCGCUGUUUCUGUACACGAAACCGCCGGACGAGUCGACGCUGGAGCAGCUGCUGCCGGACGAUCACAUCUGGACGGAAGGGCUGGGUGGGUCGCGGGAAACGUAUCUGGCCGCCUGCGAACGGUUGAAGGCGCACACGUCCGUGCUGUACACGCUGCAGAAAAAUCUCAUCCACAUUCUGAUGAACAAUCACGACGGGAAUGAGGCGAACUCGCCCAGCAGCAGAAGAAUAUUCGUGGCGAAGGUGCGCAAGUUUGUCAUGGAGAAUAAUGUUGAACUGAGGGGACUGUACUCAUCAACAACGCAGCCCGCAAUAGGAUUAUCCUUUCUUUGCACCCUGCUAGAUGUGGCCAAAACGCUCUGGGAGGAAGAGUGUGAUCAUGAGCGCGGUUUGGACGGGAAAACCGUCCCACCAACCAUCGAUUGUCGGUUUUUCUACGACGGAACGUUUAAGUACUCGAACCUGGACCGUAUCGGAGGCGUUCUGUCCUACUUGCGGAAACACUUUCGGACGCAAUUGAUCGAACGGCUUGGUGCCGAUCAUCCUAGUUUAGCUUCGGUCGAUCAGCCAAGCGAUUUGCGUAGUGAAAUAGCUGCAUUUAAUGUAUUUCUCGAUUCGGCCAUGUUUCUUGUCUCGGGGGGCCCUUCCACUGCCUACUCGCUAGUUUCCCGUGCGGCUAACAGCAUCCCGGAUCGGCAUCAGCAGUCCAGCCAGCAGCACCAUCUCAUGCCCGGGAUGGACGAGGGUCACUCGACCACGGCCACCGGCCAACCGGGUCAACCAUCGCCCAAAUGCACAGCGGGUGCCAUCGGUUGCGGUCAGCUCGAUCCAUACCGUGCCGUUUGCGAGCUGCUCGAUUGUUGCGUGAUUUUCUACAAUGCCGUUGCGCACAAGUACGUCGUCAUGAUAGCGGAUCUGCGCGACAACAUUACGCACCUGUCGGACAUACUGCUCGAAACGAAGAGCAACUGUGACGAGGUGAUGCACAAUCUGGAGGCACUGAAGCGAUGCUCGAUCGGGGGAAGCAGUGGCACAAGCCUGCAGGGACAGAAAUCGCACGAAGAGCUGCUGAACGAGCUGGAGGCACGGUUCGGUCAGCGGAAAAGCAUAUUUGCGAAACGAUCGAUGGAGCUGGCACGAAAGCAAGCCUGGUACCGUUCGGUAGCUCUCGGCACACACCGCCGCGGCCUGCUUUGCUGGCUGCUAGGCAUCAUCUUCGAAACGCUGCACACGUUCAGUGCGGAAGAGAUCCUGUUCGCAUUUCUACCCGAAACGUACAUCAACGUGACGCCCAUCCUGCUCGACACGGUGCUAGACUUUAGCUUCCAUGACACUGCCAUCCAGCACGAGCUUGCCGGAGAUGCCGAGCUGAUCCUAUCGUCGGCCAAUUUCCUCGCCAAACAUCUGGCCGACCCGCGCGUCAUUCUAGCCUCCUGCAAGGACGCACUCAUACAAGCGCUCGGUUCGCUGACGUGCCACGAGGCGGGCAUUCGUGCGCUCGAAAGUGCAUCGGCGGAAAAUCAGCUCGCUCUAGUGCGGGCCCUUCUCCGGCCGUACGAAAACCGUGCCUGGGGACAGAGCAACUGGCUGCUGUUGCGAUUCUGGCUCGGCGAUGGGUUCGCUUAUCGUGAAUCGCGCCCACCGUGCGUUUGGCAGGCGGGCAAAGACCCAUCGGCCACGCAGCGAUCGCUCGGGCUGUACCGGAGCCGAGCUAAGAAUGGAUCGCACACGGGGCUGCUGCAUCUGAUCGCACCGGCCUGUCCGUCGAAGCAUUUUCAGCGUCUAAUAAGUGAAACGCUCAGCAAUGAUGAGCCGUACUGUACGACGUUUUUGAAUUCCGUGCUAUCACAACUGAAUUGGGCGUUUUCCGAGUUUAUACACAUCCUGCAAGACAUCCAAAACAUAUCGCAACGCGACGAGCAGCUCGUGAUCGAAACCAAGCAGCUGAAAAUCUGCUCCAUGUGCUUCGAGCUGACCGUGUCGCUGAUGCGCGCGCUUGAAAUGAUCGUCACCAUCACGCCCAGCCUGCUGCAGGAUGCGGCGCGGGCCAACAGCGAAAUCAUCCUCAGCCGCAUCUGUCAGCUCGCGAUUCAAGUGCUGUCGCGCGUAACCGUACCGCCCGGCUGCUUCCAGCACGUGAUGGACCUCUGCCUGCCCGAUCUUAGCAACGUGACGCAUUUUGCGAUCAUUAGUGCCGCGAUCGGGAUGCUGCUGGCGCUGAUGCGUCACGAGCUGGGCAGCUCGACGGAGUGCAUUACGAAGAUACCGCGCAUCUCGAAGUAUCUGCUCACGGACACGAGUUUCCACAUUGCCAGCCUGGAGUAUGCACUGGGGGAGGUAAAGACACCGAUCACGAACAGCGACGGGGAAGCGCCGAGGGGAAACUUUGAUCCCAAGAUGCGCGCCCACAUUGAUCCGCUGACGAACGAGGUGCGGGUUCCUUCACCGUUUCGGAAGGCGGGCGGUGGUGGCUCGGUCGGCAUGAAGGAGAUCAUUCCCGAUCCACCGAUCAUCAAGUUUAACAUGGCGGACUAUCCCAACCACGUGUUGCCCCAUGAAGUGGGACAGAUUGAGCGGCUGAUCGAAACGUUGCAACUGCGCCAAACGCUCCUCUCCGAGAUCACCAUCCUGUCGGAGGACUCGCUGUGUCCGAUCUGUUACGCCAAAUCCAACUCGGCUGCGUUUGACCCGUGUCAGCAUCAGUCUUGCGAAACCUGCAUCAUGCAACAUCUGAUGAACAGCAAGCAGUGUUUUUACUGCAAAAUUCUCAUCAUACGCGUCACCCGCCAGGAUGGUGCAAUCAUCUACGAGGCGUGCAACACACCACCGGCACCGCCGGCACUGGUUCUACCCCGUAUGCAAGUUUCGCCCAUGGUGUUUACCUCCUCCACGCCCACAACAUCGACGAUGGAUGCGGAGGAGCGCAGCAGUGAAACUUCCACGCCGCCCCCGGAAGUGGCGACAUCGCUGAGCACCAUCGAUGAUUUUGAUGGUACCGCCGCUUCACCACCCGGAGGCAACACAUAAUGUUGCACAUUCCCCGCUCUACGUUGGCGCUUCGAGAGCGCUGAGCUUUUGAAGCAAAAUCAUCGUGUCAUAUCUCUCUUGUUCGCGAUUGUAGUUUGAUCAGGCUUUUUGCGCGAGACGGUUCACUCAAAUAUUCUAGUCAAUCAAAGACCGUCGUUCAGUGCAAGGGCGGCGGUGUUGCUUUAACAGGAAACGCUGCGCACAAUCACUCCUAGCUUGAAACCAUUUCUCGAACAUGAUCUCAUAGUAGGCCACUCGUUGUCAUGCGCGGCAAACCUUUCUAGCUAGCAAAUUUCCUUCCUCGGUUUCCAUUUUCCAUUUUCCAAAUCUAUUGAAAUCGUCCUCUAGAACCACCGUACCUCAAAUCUACCGUUUUUGCUCAGCUCAAAUACGUACCCAGCAUGUUUUCCCUCCCCGUAGGCUAACGAACAGAAAAAAAACGCACAUCGUAAUAUGGUAUCUUUACCAUGGUAAUCAUAUAACCUAACUAGAAAACACAAUGGUAGCUUUGAUGCUUAGUGUGUACGUGCAAGCAACACGAAACAGCAAAAACUGUGUUCCUAUAAAUAAACCAAGCCGAUCUUUUUACGCCUGUGCAA
Molecule: messenger RNA, 5153 nt
Organism: Anopheles arabiensis
Lineage: Eukaryota; Metazoa; Arthropoda; Insecta; Diptera; Culicidae
Gene: Kpc1
Product: E3 ubiquitin-protein ligase RNF123
Exons: 9
Coding region: 253-4554 (1433 amino acids)
Cellular component (GO): cytoplasm
Molecular function (GO): ubiquitin-protein transferase activity; protein binding
Source: RefSeq, a predicted model, not a curated record